AUGUACUACAUCCUAUAUCUCUCAAGUCUUUGCCGACGUCGUCGCUGGUCGGACCCGCACUACGAGUCCUACCAGUACCCCACCGGGUUCACAUGCACUGUGCGUGUCAAUGGGCGAGAAUACCAGUCGCAAUCAGUCCUUGACACCGAGGUCCUUGCACGCGAAGCUGCCGCGAUGCGCGCUUAUUUGUUUUGUCGGAACUUUUCCCUCAAUGAGGGCAAGCAGCCCGGUCCCAACAGGAUGGCUGCCGGAACGCCAGCAUGA
This is a messenger RNA of Morchella importuna, 264 nucleotides long. RefSeq lists its product as uncharacterized. The coding region runs from base 1 to 264 and encodes 87 amino acids. The record is from RefSeq and is a predicted model, not a curated record. Lineage: Eukaryota; Fungi; Ascomycota; Pezizomycetes; Pezizales; Morchellaceae. The transcript is spliced from 2 exons.